Messenger RNA from Letharia columbiana, 351 nucleotides. RefSeq lists its product as uncharacterized. NCBI's taxonomy places the organism in Eukaryota, Fungi, Ascomycota, Lecanoromycetes, Lecanorales, Parmeliaceae. Bases 1 to 351 code for a protein of 116 amino acids. The transcript has a single exon. The record is from RefSeq and is a predicted model, not a curated record.
AUGUCGUUGAACUACUUAGAACCACACGCCUACAACUCGAACAGCCAGACUCCGAAGUUCAGAGAUGUAGACGAGCCCGAGCACUCGCAAAUCCUCCUUGCUCUUCAGCUACAGAACAGUGUUGGUAUCGUUCGUUUCUAUCCUAGCGACACCACUCAGAACCUGGCACGAAGCGACAAAGGAUUCGGCCCGCCUUCACCACGAAUGCAACUGCACCAAGGAUCGAAUAACUCUCGAGAAGCAACCCAAGAGCCGUCGGAUAUAUCCCUCUGGGUGCUAAGGGGUAUGCGGACCCAGACGGUUCGCGAGAGAACAACGGCGGGGCUGGAUGCUGAGCGGCAAGGCGCAUGA